GCCAAAACCAAAAAAAAUUAAACCAACCCACUAACCCAAAAUCCAUUUCUCAUGUCACUAUUAACCCCUCCUCUAUUAUAUAUCUCUCUCAAAUUUUUCUCUCUCACCCAAAACAUUUCAUUUCUUGUUUUUUUAACCUCUUUUUGUGCGGCUUGUGUCACUAAAAAAAUUUGUGAUCUUUGAAAGUUCUAUUGCAAAUUUUAAUCUGGGUUCUUGUUUUUGAUCGUUGGAUUAGUUGGUAUUCAUGUUCUUGAGUGUUGGUUAAAGAAUUUGAGUUUAAAAGAUCAAGAACACAAAAUUAAUGGAGGGUAGUUCGAAGAAUAGUACUGAGACAAGUCCACAGUUACUGGACUUGAUUUCGAGAGAUAGAGAGUGGUUUGUCGACAGAAUUUACGAGAAAUCUUCUUCUUCAUCGUCAUGUUCAUCUUCUUCAGAAGAGAUUAAGAAGCUUGAACUAAGGCUCGCUCCACCUGGUACUCAAACUCAAGCAUGGUGUCUGAGCAAUAACAAUAAUAACAUGGACAUCAGUAGAGAAAUUAAGAGCCAUUGCCAUGAAGAAUCUCAUCAGCUUCUGUCUCUUGGUUCUUCUGUGUGGUUCAACCAAAAUGCUCAGAAUUUGCCUCUUGUUAUGAAGGAAUCCUCACAAACCUGUUGCACUAAAGUAGCUGUAGAGCUGCAGCACAGCCCUGCAAAUACAGCUGUGCCCAAUACUUCUCAGAAAAGAACUGCUCCUGGUCCGGUUGUGGGUUGGCCACCAAUUAGAUCGUUCAGGAAGAAUCUUGCAACCAGCAGCUCUUCAAAAUCAGCUGCUAUUGACCCUCAAAAUGAAAGUUUAAAAACUAAGGUUGAUAGUGAAAAACAUGCGGUUGAAGCAUGCAAAAAAGGCAUGUUUGUUAAGAUUAACAUGGAUGGUGUUCCUAUUGGAAGGAAAGUAGAUCUUAAAGCUUAUGACAGUUAUGAGAAACUGUCUGUUGCUGUUGAUGAACUCUUCCGAGACCUACUCGCAGCGCAAAGGGAUUCGUCUGCUGGCAGCAAGCAAGAGGACGAGAAAGCGAUUACGGGUGUCUUAGAUGGCAGCGGAGAAUAUACUCUUGUUUAUGAGGAUAAUGAAGGAGACAGGAUGCUUGUUGGGGAUGUCCCAUGGCACAUGUUCGUAUCAACGGUGAAGAGGCUUCGCGUAUUGAAGAGCUCCGAAAUUUCUGCAUUGAGCCUCGGAAGCGGUAAGCAAGUUCACAAGUUACCAAUAAAAUGAAAGAGAUAAUUUUUCUGAUCUUGAAGAACAAAAAGAAAAGGCUCUCUGGGAUUAAGUUGACAUUUUGUCUUCAUGUUUUGGAUGGAAAUUUGCUUGCUAAUCACAGUAUAUAUAUUGUCUAGCAUAUCUGUUUUUGGCACCUUUAACCUCUUUUAUUUAACUUUCUUAUCCUAUUGCAAUGUGGAGUUAUGCUAAUAACUUUGAUUUGAGCUUUAUUAUUGUAAAACUUUUGUUUAUUGUCAAGUAUCAAAUGCAAUGAAAUUUGGUUAAAGAGUAAA
Messenger RNA from Mercurialis annua (annual mercury), 1530 nucleotides. Its product is annotated as auxin-responsive protein IAA26-like. The transcript is spliced from 6 exons. Lineage: Eukaryota; Viridiplantae; Streptophyta; Magnoliopsida; Malpighiales; Euphorbiaceae. Bases 302 to 1252 code for a protein of 316 amino acids. The record is from RefSeq and is a predicted model, not a curated record. Gene Ontology annotation, molecular function: protein binding. Gene Ontology annotation, cellular component: nucleus. Gene Ontology annotation, biological process: regulation of DNA-templated transcription.